UUUUCACUGGAGCUGGACUUGUUCAUCUAAGGGCUGAAAGAAGCCUUGAAAGUGUGAAGUCUUGUGUCAAAAAGAACAAGGGCAAAGGUGGUGAUAGGAUAUUUAUAGAUGCUGUUUCAGACUUAACAAAAUCUACAGAAUUUACCAUAACAGAUGACUCUAAAGAAGAUUAUCAGUAUGAAGAGGUUCCAGCAGAUGAUGAAUUUAGUCUUCAGGAAGAUGAUGAGGAUCUGUCAAAAGCUUUGCAGACUAUUCAAGAGCAAGCUGAAGAUGCCCAGAUUUUAGCUUUGCAAUCAGUACUGACUUCUGAGAAAUCAGUGUCUGAAAUACCUGAAGCAAUGGAUGACUUCUUCUGCAAUUUCCUGGUCAGAUUGGGAAUGUCCAGAACCCUUGACUGCUUCCAAACUGAAUGGUAUGAACUCAUAGAGAGAGGUGUGUUCACAGCCAAAGAUACUGGAUUGGUUCCAACUGUGUAUACCCACAACCAGCAACUUGAGGCUGAGAAUAUGCGCUUGAGGAAAGAUUUGGAAAACUAUAAACAUGCUGCAAACAAAGCAAAAGAGGCUUUCCUAAAAAUGCAGAAAGAGCGUGACUUCCAUCGAAUGCAUCAUAAGCGAGUGGUUCAGGAGAAAAACAGGCUUAUUUGUGACAUUAAAAGGCUGAAGGCACAUUAUGCAUCAUAUGAACCGGUGCUGAAGCAGUUGACUGAAAAAUACCAGACUACACUGAGACAGAAAAUGUUAACUAGUUUGGAGAGAGACAGAGCAGUUGGGCAG
Pelecanus crispus (Dalmatian pelican) is the source of this 776-nucleotide messenger RNA. Lineage: Eukaryota; Metazoa; Chordata; Aves; Pelecaniformes; Pelecanidae. The record is from RefSeq and is a predicted model, not a curated record.